Messenger RNA from Quercus robur (English oak), 5385 nucleotides. RefSeq lists its product as uncharacterized. The record is from RefSeq and is a predicted model, not a curated record. Gene Ontology annotation, molecular function: zinc ion binding; RNA-DNA hybrid ribonuclease activity; nucleic acid binding. Lineage: Eukaryota; Viridiplantae; Streptophyta; Magnoliopsida; Fagales; Fagaceae. The coding region runs from base 1 to 5385 and encodes 1794 amino acids. The transcript is spliced from 3 exons.
AUGGCGGAGGCGCUGCAGCUCAUUGGGAAAGCUAUUGGAAAUGUUCUCCGUAUAGAUACCUUUACGGCGUCGGAAACUAGAGGUCGGUUUGCAAGGCUGUGUGUGCAAGUUGAUGUGGAAAAACCUCUAGCUACUGCUAUUAUGAUAGGGAAGCUGGAGCAACAGAUUUGUUAUGAAGGAAUCCAAAAAAUGUGCUUUGAGUGUGGCCGUUUAGGUCAUAGCAAGGAGCAUUGCCCUCAUGUUGUCCGGCAAGGACCGUCGUACUCGGAGGCCGGAAUGAAGGAGGCGGGUGAGACGUGUUUUAGCUCACGGUUUGCGCAUGGUCCUGACGAAGCAAGGCGUGGGGAGGGGACCAGUGGUGUGGUGCGUGACUCUGAGCAAAGUACUGAGCAGGUGGAUGUGCGGGAGGAGGUGUACGGGCCUUGGAUUGUAGUAGAGCGCAGAAAAAAUAGUACAAAACCGUUGAGAAGUAGUGGGACUUUGCCACGGCAAGGGAGUGUGUUAAAUACCAGAUCAUAUGAAUACGUGGAGAAGGGAGAUGCAGUUCGGGCUGCUGGGAUUGAUGGGUCUAAUAGAGAGUCUAAGAGGAAGAUAUCGCCCAGUUUUGUGGAUAAGGCCCGUUUUGCCUCUGUGGUCCAAAACAUUAGGCAGGAGGACAAGGCCCACAUCCAACAAAGCCCACGUUUGAUGUUGAAUAGGAAAGCUUCAAGUCAGGAUGUAGACCGGUCCAGUGCUUUUCCAAGUUCACAGAGACUUUCAUCAGUCAAAGGAAAGAAAGGGGCAGCUCGUAAAAAAUCUCAAAAUGGUGACCAAGGCAGCGCCGGUAGGGCGCUCUGUCCUAACCGAUCCGGUUUCAAGCAAGCUCAGGGUUGCGCCGUUUUGGUUGGAGUUGAGGGGCAAAGCGGAAAGGGUGAUGAGCAGUUCAGUUUCGGUGGUGUGGGUGGCGGUGAUGGUGUCUGUUUCACUGCCGGUGCGGGAUCGUCGAGGGGUGACUCCGGAGAGCUGGGUUUUUGUCCUGGCCAAGUUCCGAGCAAGGCUGAUGAGUUUAUUGGGGCUUCUUCAGUUUUCACUACUCAAGGAGAUGUGGUGGAUGAGCAGAUCGGUAUGGGAGCUAGUGUUGAGCUUAGGGAGCUGCCUUCAAGCGGAGACUCCGAUUCUAAUGGAGAUAUUCAAGCGGUUGGGAGAGGUUUGGUUUCAGAUAUCUCUAGCCAAUGUGCUAUGGAAGAUUGUGAGGCGGAGGGGAUGGAGUUUGAAGCUAGAGGCGGGGUUGAGAAGUCUCAAGGUGCUCUUAAGCCCUCUUUUAGGAAGCGUGUUACUGAUUUGGUGCAGAAAUUCAACCCAUCAAUUUUGGUUGUUAUGGAAACACGUAUAGGGGGUGAUAGAGCUAGGGAGAUCACGAAUUUGUUGCCGUUUGAUGGAGCUUUCCAUGUUGACUCCAUUGGCUAUGCAGGGGGUCUUUGGGUUCUGUGGAAUGCUGACAGAGUUGAUUUAGCCUUACUCGCAAGUACUGAGCAGGAGGUUCAUGCGGAGGUAAAGGUACGUUUCACAAACACUAGCUGGUUAUUAUCUGCUGUGUAUGCUAGUCCUAGGAAUGAUGAAAGACAAAUUUUGUGGAAUAAUCUGAUGAAUGUGGCUGAUUUACAUAAUAUGCCUUGGGUUAUAGCUGGUGAUUUUAAUGAACCUCUCCUUAGUGAGGAUAAAUUUGGGGGUAGGGGGGUGAGUGUAAAUAGGUCCCUUUUGUUCAAGGAGUGUUUGGAUAAAUGUAAUAUGAUGGAUAUUGGUUUCGCGGGUCCCCGUUUCACUUGGACAAAUAGGAGGAGGGUUCAAGCUUUGAUCCAAGAGAGAAUUGACAGAUUUUUUGUUAACCCGAACUGGUGUGUUUUGUACCCUGAUGCAAAAAUAACUCAUCUGACUCGGUGUCACUCGGACCAUUGUCCUGUGCUCCUGGAGUUGCAGCCGAGAACCCAAAAUGGGAGGAGUAGGCUUUUUCGGUUCCAAACUGGCUGGAUGUUGGAUCCUUCCUUUUUUCCUUUAGUGCAUCAGGCAUGGGAAAGGAAUGAUGGGCUGGUGAAUGCCAUUAAUUGUUUUACUCGGAAGGCGAUGGAGUGGAAUAAAAAUCAAUUUGGGAAUAUUUUCACUAGGAAAAAGAACUUGAUGUCGAGGCUGAAUGGUAUUCAAAGAUCUCUAGCUUUACGCCCAUCGGAGUUUUUGGUUAAUUUGGAAGAUGAGCUUCUUAGGGAGCUGGACCUUGUGCUGAGACAGGAGGAGGAGUUGUGGGCUUUAAAAUCUAGGGUGAAUUGGAUGAUUCAAGGGGACCGUAAUACGACCUUUUAUCAUGUGUCAACUUUGGUUAGGCGUAAGAGGAACCAAAUCAUGGCUAUAAAGAAUUCAGUGGGGGAGUGGAUUAUUGAGGAGGGGGAGAUAAAAGACUUCAUUAGGUGUGGCUAUGAUCAGAUUUUCGUUUCUUCUCUAUCUUCUGUUUCUAGGAUGGAUCCCGUUGGCUCGCAAUGGCAGCCUAGACUCUCGGAGUUGGAGAAGGGAAGUAUAAGUGGGGGGCCUUCUGGAGAGGAGGUAAAGGCAGCCCUUUGGUCCUUGAAGCCUUUCAAAGCUCCGGGGCCGGAUGGCCUCCAUGCGGGGUUCUUCCAAAACUUCUGGCAUACCGUGGGCAACUCUGUGAUUGAAGAGGUUCAGAAGAUUUUUGCUGAUAGAAGAGUUCCAGAGGUUUUGAAUAGUACCCACAUUGCCUUGAUUCCAAAAAUUCAGGGGCCGGAAACUUUGGGGAAUUAUAGGCCAAUUAGUUUGUGCAAUACAGUGUAUAAGGUGGUUACUAAGAUUAUUGUGGCAAGGUUGCGGCCUUACCUAGACAAACUCAUCUCUCCUAUGCAAACGGCCUUUGUGCCGGGUCGUAAAGGGACUGAUAAUGUUAUUAUUGCCCAAGAGGUGCUUCAUUCCCUUGGGAAAAAGAAGGGAAAGACCGGAUAUAUGGCUCUUAAGAUAGAUCUGGAAAAAGCUUAUGAUAAGUUAGAGUGGAGCUUUAUUAGAGAUAUGCUGAUUCGUGUUAAUCUUCCUAUGGACAUCAUAGAUGUUAUUAUGAGUUGUGUGUCUACAGUUUCUACUUCUAUUUUAUUCAAUGGAGAAGCUCUUGACCCAAUCUUUCCCUCUAGAGGUAUAAGACAAGGGGAUCCGAUUUCUCCGUAUCUGUUUAUCAUCUGUAUGGACUUUCUUGGGCAGCUGAUUGAAGAGAAGUGUAGUGAGAAGUUAUGGCAGCCAGUGAAGGCUUCUCAGAGGGGCCCUAGUUUCUCGCAUCUUUUCUUUGCAGAUGAUCUGAUUCUUUUUGCUAAAGCUGAUGGGGUUAAUUGUUCAACCAUUAGAGAUGUUUUGGAUACUUUUUGUAGUAUGUCUGGCCAAACGGUGAGUGAAGCUAAGUCAAGGGUUUAUUUUUCUCCAAAUGUGGAUAGGGAUACUAGAGAAUCCCUUUGUGAUAUUUUGGGGUUUGCAUCUACGCCAUAUCUUGGUAAGUACCUUGGGUUUCCUCUAAAGCAGCCGGGCUCCUCCUCGCAUGACUAUAACUUUAUUUUGGAUAGAGUGAAGCAAAAAUUGUCCGGGUGGAAGGCAAAUCUUUUAUCUUUGGCGGGCCGUAGAGUUCUCAUUCAGUCUUCUCUAGCUGCCAUCCCGUCGUACAUUAUGCAGUGCUCCUAUCUUCCGGGAAGGGUUCUGGAAGGAUUGGAUAGAGUUAAUAGGAACUUCCUUUGGGGGUCUACAAACACAGCCAAGAAGAUUCAUUGGGUUGGUUGGGAGAAGGUGACUAAACCAAAGGAGGAAGGGGGUUUGGGGCUGCAAACAGCCAAAGGUAGGAAUGUAGCCCUCUUAUCCAAGCUUAACUGGAGAUUUCAUACGGAGGGUGAGGCUCCGUGGGCAAAGGUUUUGAAGUUGAAGUAUUGCAAUAACCGGAGGAGAGUAGCGAUAAAUGCGGACAAACUUCCUUGUUCAUCUAUUUGGGCUGCUAUGAAGAAAGGGAUGGACACUUUUAAUAAAGGUUGUAGAUGGUUGGUGACAAAGAAUAGCUCUUUGAAUAUUUGGCAUAACAAUUGGACUAAUGGGGGUUCCCUUAGAAAAUUGAUUCAAGGUCCUAUCUCCCAAGAAGCCAAUCUUUUGGAAAUUAAAGAUUUUAUGCUUGAUGUGGGGUGGGAUUGGGAGAAACUAACUUUUGAAUUACCAGAUGAAGUUAAGGGUUUGAUUUGUGCAAUUCCCAUCUCAACUUUAGGUGAAGGCAUGGACAAGAUGGUUUGGUCCGGAUCACCUAAUGGGUCUUUUAAUGUGAAAAGCGCUUAUGGGAUGGCAAUGGAGUCCGCAAAUGUUACUGUUCUUUCUUGCAGCUGGGUUUGGAAGGCAGAUGUGUUGCCAAAAAUUAAAAUGUUUCUUUGGUUGUGUGCCCACAAUAGUAUCGGUGUUAAAGUUUGCCUUGGAAGGAGAGGAGUGGUUCAAGAUGAAGUGUGUCCUGUUUGCUGUAAUGGGGAGGAGACUAUUUUGCAUGCUUUGAGGGAUUGCUCCCACUUGAAACAUGUGUGGAACCAGCUAGGGGUCACGGCUGCUAAUCAUGAGUUUUGGCAUGAGAAUGUGGUGGAUUGGUUGUCUCUGAAUGUUAGGAAACGUGGCAAAAUGCAUAAUUCCGGUAUCCCUUGGGAAAUUGUUUUCCCCUUUGCUAUUUGGUCCAUUUGGAAGAGUAGAAAUGAUAUUGUUUUCAAUAGGAAAGGUCGGAGUCCUAACUUGGCUUUAGAUAUUGUGUAUCAAGCUAAUGAGUAUGUGCAUUGUGUGGCUGCCCCUAGAUUGCAAUCUCGUAGAGUCUUAAGGAGCAUUAGGUGGGAGAGACCUGACUUUGGGUGGAGGAAGCUGAACACAGAUGGGGCUUGCAGUGAGCCUCACGGCCUGGCUGGUUGUGGGGGAGUGGUUAGGAAUGAGGAUGGGCAGUGGGUAGCGGGUUUUAGCAAGCGCAUUGGGAUCACUAGUAGUUUUGCUGCUGAGAUGUGGGGGCUGCGUGAGGGGCUUAAACUGUGCUGCAACUUAAACAUCCGCAGUCUUGAAGUUGAGAUGGAUGCCAAGGCCAUUGUUGAUGUGCUUCAGAAUACAGGUUAUGUUAAUAAUGUUAUUUCUCCUAUUUUAGAUGAUUGUAGGCAUCUAAUUUCUCUUUUCCAAAACGUCCGUAUUAAGCAUUGUUUCCGGCAAGCUAACCAAUGUGCGGAUGGCUUAGCUAGGAUGAGUUUUAGUUUAAUUGCUGAUUUUCUUAUUUUUGAUAGUCCGCCUAUGGACAUUUUAGAUGUUUUUGAGGGAGAUCUCAGUGGGAGGUCUUUCAUCAGGUCUUGUACUGAACCUUGUUUUGGUUUUUAG